Molecule: messenger RNA, 2854 nt
Organism: Leptinotarsa decemlineata (Colorado potato beetle)
Lineage: Eukaryota; Metazoa; Arthropoda; Insecta; Coleoptera; Chrysomelidae
Cellular component (GO): extracellular region
Molecular function (GO): chitin binding
Source: RefSeq, a predicted model, not a curated record
AUAAAAAAAACCAAGACCACUGCUCUCCCAAUAAUAUUUACCUUCGUUGGCGACUUGUUACCUCUUUUUGAAAUUCUCUCUUAGUCGCCGAAUAUCGAUAAUCAUAAAUAUUAUUAACAGAAAAAGUUGAUAGCUCUUUUUGUUGAUCUAACCUAACGCCAUGCCACUUACUGGCAAGGAUAUUAGCAGCUCCAUAACCUUCCAGACCAUUAUCGCCAGGAAUCCAGACCAGAUAGAAUUUGUUUCACUUGAAAUUCAGACGUAUAGUUACCUAGACAGGUUGAUAUAUUUAUCCUGGAUCGGCGACUGUAUACACCUACACCAAAAUAUGAAGCUGUUUUUGAUACAUCUAUGAAAUAACGGUUAUCUGCUCCCAGUAUUUUUCUCUCCCGGAUGAUCUGAUCUUCUCUACUAGAAAAAAGGAAUGAGUAAGGCAGUUUGUAGUUGACAGUUGAAGACAUUCUACUAUACUCCGAUUUUCACCUGUUUUGUGCAACUGGCGAAGUACACUAUUCCGGAUGUUUUCAUCCAGCUUCUGUCCUCAGAAAGAUGAAAAGGAGGUAGAUUCAGAAGGUUUUCUUCGACCGCUGUUGGUACGGUGCUGUUAGCACCAAAGAUAGUUGGAAUGUGUCUAAUAUACACUGCUGAGCCGUUUACUGUAUAACUUUCGGCUACUAGUCAUUGGGACCAUACGUGAUCAUUGGUCUGACAAUCCUCACCUAUAUACCAUAGAUUUGUUUGGAGCCUGAACCCCAAUAUUUUUCACAAACCCUUCGACAUGUCCAAAGAAACAGUCUCGUUCUGUGCUAAAUCUUUGACAAGUGAGAAUUCCAGAUAAGUUUCCAAUAAAAAAUUGCACCAAGUCAUCUCUGCUGGAAUAACCUCUUUACUGAAGGAGCACUGUGAUUUGAAUCAUCAUAUUUAGACACCCAGACUGUCGUAAGACAGUGCCUGUUAUUUUUGUUUUGAUAUUGAUGAAAUAACAGAACCCAUAAUUUGUGCCUGCCUCGCAGCGGACUAAAUCUGAUUUUCAUCUGAUGAAGGUAGCUUAUACAGGAUCAACAACAAGUUUUCGAUACUGGCUCAGAAUUGAAUCGAGUUGAACGUUUCAUAAUAUUUUCCUAAUUACGAUGCUAUAGUCAAAUCUCGAAUACAGCUAUCAAUAAAAAAUGUAUAUGAUACAUAUAGUUUCUUCUUAUUGAACAAAGGCACUCAAUCAAUCUUCUAACCAUCUCCAAGAAUUUAAAUAUUUUUUAUAAUUUCGGUAUCCGACUCUACUAUUUCUUUACUAUUCAUAAAAACUUCACAUCUGGAAAAAAAUCUUCACACGCCGAUUAUUAUUCAAUGUUUCAAAAAAUAUGCUGUGUGAUAGUAUGUACCUCUACCAUUUUGUAGUAUUUGAAGCAAUUUCGAAAGAAUGGGUUUUCUAAUCAUUACUCAUCACUAAUUACUUCAACUAUUAUAUUCUCGUAUUGGUGCGAUAUGAUUCAUCAUUUAUGAAAAAUUAAAUCGUUUCCAAUAUGACAGGUAUAUAUUCUCGCAAAAUAUGUGCUGCAAAGAUUUUUACAGGAAAUUAAUUCUCAAGAGAUCAAACAUCUCUUCAUUACGUUAUUUACCGUAUUCAAUGAUUCAUUUUCCGGAGCCGAUUUCUUUGACUGUACUACAUGGACAUUCAUAGUUUACAUUACAAACUCUCCGUAUUGGGCAGAAAAACGAACUUUUCGAACACUUAUAUCGUGUUUGUACAAAAUAUCCUGUUUUCAGAGGUACGCAUAGAACCACAUAGUUUUAUCGACAAGUAGUUUCAUUCCAAUUUGGAAAUCUGCUUCUACCAUAACAAGUGAAAGGUUUCAAAUUCUCAUUGUAGGUACAAACCUUCGACAAAGGAUGAAACUGCAUUAAAUUUGAUGAAAUAUGAGUUUCUUCCUCGUUGUUGUCGACUCCCGCUUCAUUGGUUGUUCUAUUUUCAGAGACAAACCUUUCGGCAUGUACUGAUCGGGUGAAUCUUCUUUUGUCAGUACUACAUGGGCAUUCAUAGUUUACAUUACACAUCCUCAGUAUUGGGCAGAAAAACGAACUUAUCGGACACGUAUAACGUGUUUGUACAAAAUAUUCUGUUCUCAAAGGCACAAACUUUGGGCAAAGGACGAAACUGCAAUAAAUUUGACGGAACAUUCAUUUCUUCUUCAUUGUGGUCGACUCCCGCUUCAUUGGUUGUUCCAUUUCCAGAGACAAAUCUUUCAGCAUCUACUGAUCGGGUGAAUCUUCUUUUGCCAGUACAAAUGGGCAUUCAUAGUUUACAUUACACACCCUCAGUAUUGGGCAGAAAAACGAACCUUUCGGACAUGUAUAACGUGUUUGUACAAAAGAUUCUGUUCUCAGAGAUUUUGGUGAUACUUCUCCUCACAUCCGUUAUGGUACAAAAUCUUGGUGCUCAUGUACACAACCACUUGUGCAAAAGAGAUGCAUUGGAAGACGAUGAAGCCAGUAACCGUAAGAACAAAAUAAACAUCGUUGUCACAGUCAAAAACGCUCAACAUGAUAAUUGUCAAGAAACUACACAAACAACCACACCCACGUCAAAUACUACGUGCCAAGAAACAACCACAGAGUCGUUCACUUGUGUCAAACCAGGCUCGUACCCCAACCCUGACAACUGUACCGAUUUUUUCAUUUGUCACAAAAAUGGAGCUAUUCCUGGUUUAGAGAGAGUGAAGAUGAGUUGUCCCAGUGGUCAGGCAUUCGACUACAAGGAACAUAAAUGUACUCCCGGAGCUGCUAUUUCUUGUCUGUCACAAAAGAGCCUCAGUUUAUCAUGAUUAUAGUCUUCUGAGUAAUAUAUGUUUCAUUCUUA